AUUAAUGCUACCGAGAGACCACUUGAUCUGUCAUAUCAGCGUCAUGCAAUUAAACCCGAAUUCCAUGAUACUCUGCGUCAAGCAUGCCACGAACUAUUUGACCAUGGUACCGAGGCAGCAAUUCGUGAAUCUAUACUAGCUACUAAAUUCCUUGAUACGAUCCGUUUGAUAAUAAAUUCCAACAAUGAAUAUGGCGUCGAUGCCCCAAUGUCCAAGUUUCCAGAAACACUUUCAAAUGCUAGUUCCUCCCCAUCCUCCUCUUUGACUUCUCUACCGACGGGAAUCAACGAGAGAGUUGAUCUUCUCUUGCGUAGUUGGGGAGAGUUUGCUGCAAAGUAUCAAGCAUUGAUUGAAUGCUUUCAAAGGGUCCCUAAUCCCAUCCUUGGGGUCAACUCGCCACCCAUUCUGUCAACUGCUCCUGCACCAUUGGCACCAACAUCCACUACAGUCACUUCGGAGUCUAGUUGUCUACCACCACCUCCACUCCUCACACCUGCUCCACCUGUCCCGGUUCAUCCAUUGUGGAAAAUGAGCUAUCCCCGGUAUGAACAAAUUGAACACUCUCUACCUCUCCAUGCUGUUCCCUCUCCCCAGAUGCCAAUAAAUUCUGACGAUGGAUUGUUUGUGCUGAGUCUUGCAGCUGGAUCGAUCGCCUCCCGCGACACCCCUGAAAUGGGUCCGCUUAAUGUGGAUGUUACCUCACUUCCUGUGGGGACUUCAGUUGUCCCUCAUCCACACUCCGAUAUCGGACAGAGGAUGACCGAGUGGACCCAAUCGCGUCCUCUGCCACCUCCAACGCCGGGUCCAUCGACUUCAAUUACCCCUGUUGGACGUUGUCGAGCUCAAAGUGUGUCGAGUAAACUCGACCGAGCGCAGAAUUUGUUCGAAAAUCCCAUUAAUAUAUGGCCUACGAACAAUUUUGCUUCUGAAGCACUUAGUAAGUGA
Rodentolepis nana is the source of this 945-nucleotide messenger RNA. The record is from the annotation of a GenBank genome assembly. NCBI's taxonomy places the organism in Eukaryota, Metazoa, Platyhelminthes, Cestoda, Cyclophyllidea, Hymenolepididae.